AUGAGAACCAUCUUAAUUCUUGCUGUCUGUGUUGUUGCAGCAUAUGCGGAGACUUGCUCCAGCCAUGCGGACUGUACCAACACGUUAUGUUCUACUGGAUUUGAGCUUCACUGCGUUAACAGGGAGUGCACGUGUACUCAUGAAGCCAACGGUGGAGAACCAUGCACGAACGUACAUGAUUGUCACGGGAGAUGUACUCAUACUCAUGAUCGUGAACAUUGUAUCGACGGCCAUUGUAGAUGCAGUCACUAAAUAUUCUCAUUCAAUAAAAUAUAACUAACUCCCAA
Molecule: messenger RNA, 287 nt
Organism: Saccostrea echinata
Lineage: Eukaryota; Metazoa; Mollusca; Bivalvia; Ostreida; Ostreidae
Product: serine protease inhibitor Cvsi-2-like
Exons: 3
Coding region: 1-252 (83 amino acids)
Source: RefSeq, a predicted model, not a curated record